AUGUUAAUAUGGGUAAAGAGAUGCACUGUCGAAACAACAACAACAACAACACUCAAAACUUCAACUAUUACCACAACCGUCGAAACAACUAUUGUUGCUCCACCGCAACCAGCUUCUCCACCACCUACAUUAGUUACUCCACCUUCAUCUACUACAACAUUUUCUCUAACUUUUGCUGGUGUAAUGCAAGAACCUAUUGCUUCACUUUUCUCAUCUCAAUUAACUGAAUCUGAGAAAACCAUUAACAAAGCUAAAGUAGAUGAUGAUAAUGUCAUGAUUCUUAACUCCAAAAUGAAUUAUAUUCUUCAAUUUUUAGCUGAUACUGGAGGCAAGAAUUCACUUAAUGGGGUUGAAGUUAAAUAUCUUCUCAAGUAUCAAGAUUCUCUUUUGAGAAAAAUCAUUGAAAGUGUUGAUAAGAAACAUGAAGAGAGAAUGGAUAAUCAGUCUUGCAUUCUUGAUUAUGAGAUUAAUAAGCUACGUGAAUUUGCGAAAGUGCGUCAUGAGCUCUUUGUGCAGCAAUUGUUUAAGUCGAAAUCUUCUCUUGAGCUUCAGGAUAACAAGGUGUUUGAGAAAGUUGAAGAAUUUUUAUCUGAUUUUAAAGAGACAUUAUCGGAAGUUGAUCUUUCGACUCAAUCUUCUAUUUUUGAAGAUUCGAUUUUUGCUAUGGUUUCGAACAUCGAGUCAAGUAUGAAGGCUGAGUUAGCUUUGAUCCUGAAUUUGGUACUUAGACUACCAACAAAUGCUCCACAUCCUAUGUACGUCUCACAAGGGGUGGAUAGAGGUGUUGGUGUUGGUUCGCCUAAGGGAUCUGGAGAAGAUUCAAGAGUAGUUGUGGGGAAAGUGAUGCCUGCGUAA
This is a messenger RNA of Lactuca saligna, 855 nucleotides long. Lineage: Eukaryota; Viridiplantae; Streptophyta; Magnoliopsida; Asterales; Asteraceae. The record is from the annotation of a GenBank genome assembly.